AUGAGGAAACAAUCCGAUCUUCGACAAUUUAUCUCCAAAAAGAGAAAAUCUCGUGCUUCAAACACUCCAGCUUCAAGCACUCCUGCUUUAAUUGAUAAUGUGUCUCCUUCAAAUACUAGUGUGUCAUCUCGCGAGAAAGAAUUGAUUUAUGAUGUUGAAUACGUUCCUCAAUAUCCUAGGAAAAGAAAAGACAUAAUGGAGUAUCCUCCACAUGAGCGAGAUGCAGUUAGAAGAGCCUAUAUUCUUAGAAAACCUUGUCAACCAAAAAAUCAUAAAUUUCCUCGAAAAGAAAUUGGAGGUUCGCGUCGAUUUAUGACUUCAUGGUAUGAUAAAUGGGAUUGGCUUGAAUAUAGCAUGGAAGAAGAUGCUGCAUUUUGUUUUGUUUGCUACUUGUUCAAGAAUGAAGUUGGACUAAAUGCGGGGGGAGACGCGUUUGUGAAUAAAGGAUUUAAGUCAUGGAAUAAGCCAGAUAGAUUUAUUAAACAUGUUGGUGGGGUCAGAAGUGCUCAUAAUCGUGCUUAUGAGAAAUAUGUGAACCUAAGGGAUGGAAAAAAAUCUAUUCUUGUUUCUUUAGAUAAUGUCAGUGAUGUGAUUAAAAGAGAGUAUGAUAUUCGCUUCAGGGCUUCAAUUUCUUGUUUACGUUAUCUAUUGCGACAAGGCUUGGCAAUUCGUGGGCAUAGAGAAAGUGAAGAAUCCCUUAACAUGGGAAAUUUUCUUGAACUCUUGAAAUGGUUGAGGACACAUAAUGAAACUAUUUCAAAAGUGACUAUGGAAAAUGCACCUGUAAAUUGUCAAUUGAUAUCUCCAAUUAUUCAAAAGGAUAUUAUCAAUUGUUGUGCUAAAUAA
Molecule: messenger RNA, 846 nt
Organism: Salvia splendens (bonfire salvia)
Lineage: Eukaryota; Viridiplantae; Streptophyta; Magnoliopsida; Lamiales; Lamiaceae
Product: zinc finger MYM-type protein 1-like
Exons: 1
Coding region: 1-846 (281 amino acids)
Source: RefSeq, a predicted model, not a curated record